ACAGAUUAAAACAAAUUCUGUCUCCGCUAACCAUAGCAAAGAAAUUUUCUCGACCGACAGCAGCUAUGGCUUCUCCACUGGAUAUGCAGAAGAUAAUUCCGCUCAUCACUGGCGGUGGUAGCGGCAUCGGCCUCGGUCUCGUCAAGCAAUUCCUCAAGCGUGGCUCGCCGAAACUUCUGAUCACGGGCCGUCGCGAAGAAGUCCUACAGUCCGCAGCCGGUGAGUUUCCCGAACAGAUAUUCUACAGAGUCAGCGAUGCCGGAGCGGUACAGGACCGGGAAGACCUAUUGACAUGGGUCCAAACCGAGCAUCCAGAUUGUAACGCUCUCGUCAACAACGCUGGCGUGCAACGCCAGUUUCCCCUCCACAAGGAUGAUGCGGCUUGGCACGAGCGCGCACACGAGAUUGAAAUCAACUUACAUGGCCCUGUUCAUCUAUGCUCACUCUUUACUCCCUACCUACUCGCAAAGCAGAAAGAAACAACACUCUUGGCCAAUGUUUCGAGUGGACUCGCGUUCGUCCCCUACCCUAAUGCACCGGUAUACUGCGCUACCAAGGCCGCUCUACACAGUUACACCAUGUCUUUGCGUUACGCUCUGAGUGAGACUAAUGUUCGUGUAGUGGAGAUCAUCCCUCCAGCCGUCAAGAGCAACCUCGGAGGAGCGCACGACUUUGGUGAGGAUUUGGACCAAUACGUUGAGGCGACGAUGAAGCGUGUCCAAGCCGGCGAAAUCGAAGUUGGUUACAAGUUUUCCGAGACGGCGCGGAUGGCGGAUCGUGCUCAAUUGAAUGGAAUGAUGGAUCACUUGGCUACCGCCAUGCAGGUUCCAAAGUACGCGGUUGAGUAAAUUGAACGGAUGCAUGAUUUAUCGUCAUGCCGUGGACAUACUA
Phaeodactylum tricornutum CCAP 1055/1 is the source of this 891-nucleotide messenger RNA. RefSeq lists its product with no specific name. The coding region runs from base 66 to 848 and encodes 260 amino acids. Gene Ontology annotation, cellular component: endoplasmic reticulum; lipid droplet. Gene Ontology annotation, molecular function: triacylglycerol lipase activity; acylglycerone-phosphate reductase (NADP+) activity. Gene Ontology annotation, biological process: triglyceride catabolic process; phosphatidic acid biosynthetic process. The transcript has a single exon. Lineage: Eukaryota; Bacillariophyta; Bacillariophyceae; Surirellales; Neidiaceae. The record is from RefSeq and is a predicted model, not a curated record.